GCCUCCACGUCACCAAAUGCACCCCCUUCACUUGAAGCAUUGGAGGAAGUCUUACAUAUCACUUACUGUGUGUAUACACACACACACAUACACAUUCAUUAUUCUCUCUGCAACCAAUCAUCCAUCAGAUCCUUCUAAUUUCCCCCAAUUUUGUAAGUUUGUAACACAAUACCUUCCUUAAACCCUAAUUUUUCAAAUUGACACGUUCAGGAACUUGAAUUUGUAUAAAAAUCAGAAAUUUGAUCGAUAAAUUCUUGUUAGAUGAAGUCGGAAGAACCCUAGGUUAUAAUGUCGUGGGGAUUAGGCUGGAAAAGGCCUUCAGAUGUCUUUCAUUUAUCUCUAUAUUACGGUUCCGAUGAGUCAGCAUUAGAUGAUCAAAACAAUGAGGAUAAUAACAAUAAUAAUAAUAAUAACAAUAACAAUAAUUGUUGUAAUCAAGAGCUAGGGUUUCGGAUUGAUCUUGAUUGGAAUGGUGGAGAUGAUGAAGAUCAGGUUGCUUUGAGGCUGCAGUCUCAGGUUAUGGUGGCGUUGCCAUUGCCGCACGAUACGGUUGUCAUUCGGUUACUGGAGAGUGACGGUUCUAGUCCGGUUAGAACCAGUGAGGAAGUGGUUGUGUCAGGGGAUGGGAAUGUGGUGGUAUUGGAAAUGAAGGUUGUGAAGCAGAGGGAACCGCUUAAGGCGGUGGCUAUGUCACGGGUGGGUGGGUCGGGUCAGCAGAAUGAUGGGAUGGGGGUGUUUACGAAGCUGUUGAAGUCGGAGUUUGCUGCGGAGGUGGGUUCGGGGCAUGCUGAGGGGAUACGGGUGGAGUCUUGUGCUGAUCAUUGGGUGAAUGUUACUGUUGUCAGCCUUAACAACUGUGGGUUAUCAAUGCUUCCAGUAGAGUUGACUAAACUGCCUCAUCUUGAGAAGCUAUUCCUUAAUAACAAUAAGCUUACAGUUUUGCCACCCGAGCUUGGCGUUUUGAAGAAGCUGAAAGUUCUCACGGUUGAUUACAAUAUGUUGGUUUCAGUACCGGUUGAACUAAAGCAGUGUGUUGGACUAGUGGAAUUAUCACUCGAACAUAAUAAGCUAAUCCGCCCUCUUCUUGAUUUCAGGGCCAUGGCUGAGUUACAUAUUCUUAGGUUAUUCGGUAAUCCACUCGAGUUUCUUCCCGACAUUUUGCCUUUGCAUCAACUCCGCCAUCUUUCUCUUGCCAACAUUCGUAUCGUGGCUGAUGAUAAUCUUAGAUCAGUGAAUGUCCAGAUAGAGAUGGAAAAUAGCUCUUACUUUGUUGCAUCAAGGCACAAACUGAGUGCGUUUUUCUCUCUUAUAUUCCGUUUCUCCUCGUGUCACCAUCCUUUGCUAGCGUCUGCGUUGGCAAAGAUGAUGCAAGAUGAAGGAAACCGUGUAGUCAUUGGUAAAGACGAAAAUGCAGUCAGACAGCUCAUAAGCAUGAUAAGCAGCGAAGACCAACAUGUUGUUGUGGAAGCUUGCUCUGCGCUUACGUCUCUUGCCUCAGACGUAUCUGUAGCACUUCAGUUGAUGAAAUGUGACAUCAUGCAACCGAUCAAAAGAGUACUUACAUCCGACGGUCCUCAAGAACUGAAAUCCGUUUUACAAGUUGUGGGUCGGUUGGGUUUCGUCUCUGAUAUCGUUGCCCAAAAAAUGCUUAGCAAGGAUGUGAUAAAAUCGUUAAAAUCGUUAUGCGCCCAUAAAGAUCUUGAGGUACAAAGGUUAGCUUUAAUAGCAGUUGGAAAUUUAGCGUUUUGUUUGGAUAAUCGCUGAAUUCUUGUUGCUUCUGAAAGCUUAAGAGAUCUUCUUUUGAGGCUUACGCUUUCAUUUGAGCAACGUGUGAGCAAAGCUGCAGCUCGUGUUCUGGCAAUUCUUGGGGAGAAUGAGAAUCUAAGACGCGCUAUCAAAGGACGUCAGGUUCCAAAGCAAGGAUUAAGGAUACUUGCAAUGGACGGUGGCGGGAUGAAAGGUCUUGCUACCGUUAGAAUUCUUAAAGAAAUCGAAAGCGGUACCGGGAGACAGAUACAUGAGAUGUUUGACCUAAUAUGUGGCACGUCAACUGGCGGCAUGCUGGCGGUUGCUCUUGGAAUAAAGCUAAUGUCUUUGGAGCAAUGUGAAGACAUAUACAAAAAUCUCGGUAAACUUGUUUUCGCUGAACCCGUUCCUAAGGAUAAUGAAGCGGCAACGUGGAGAGAGAAGUUAGAUCAGCUUUACAAAAGCUCGUCACAAAGUUUUAGAGUUGUUGUGCAUGGAUCUAAACACAGUGCCGAUCAGUUUGAGAGGUUGUUAAAGGAGAUGUGUGCUGAUGAGGAUGGAGAUUUGUUAAUAGAUUCGUCGGUGAAGAGAAUUCCCAAAGUUUUUGUGGUAUCCACAUUAGUCAACGUGGCACCAGCGCAGCCGUUUAUAUUUCGCAAUUAUCAGUAUCCUGCUGGUACACCCGAAAUCCCGUUGAUGAUGUCGGAAAAUAUAUCAACAAAUGUACCUGGAACAGCGACUACUGGUGUGCAAGUUGGAUAUAAACGGAGUGCGUAUAUGGGAAGUUGUCGACAUGAUUUGUGGCAAGCUAUAAGAGCAUCAUCUGCAGCUCCAUAUUAUCUUGAAGAUUACUCUGAUGGUGUUCUUCGCUGGCAAGAUGGCGCUAUUGUUGCAAACAACCCUACUAUAUAUGCAAUACGAGAAGCACAGCUUCUAUGGCCAGAUGCAAAAAUCGACACGUUGGUUUCAGUCGGUUGUUCUUCUGUUCCAACAAAGCCUCGUAAAGGUGGAUGGCGUUAUUUGGACACGGGUCAGGUGUUGAUUGAGAGUGCAUGCUCAGUUGAACGGGUUGAGGAAGCGUUGAGCACGUUGUUACCUAUGAUUCCUGAAAUACACUAUUUUCGGUUCAAUCCAGUUGACGAACGGUGUGAUAUGGAGUUGGAUGAGACGGACCCCACAGUCUGGCUUAAGUUAGAGGCAGCAACAGACGAGUAUAUCAACAACAAUUCUCCCACCUUUAAAAAGGUUUGCGAGAAAUUGCUGCUGAGCUGUAGCGAUGAAAAGCCGCCAGAUAACCUCAACUCACCGCAUUCAACAGGCGAAAACGGUCCAUCAUUAGGAUGGAGACGUAACGUUUUACUAGUGGAAGCUUCUCACAAUCCAGAUUCCGGAAGAGUAUUUAACCAUGCUCGUUCACUUCAAACAUUUUGUUCCGAUCGAAAUAUAAGAUUAUCUCAACUGAACGCUGCAUCAGGCACGCUUAACAAUAAACCCGACCCGGGAACAUCUUUUCCCACACCAUUCACGUCACCGUUAUUCACCGGAAGCUUCCCAUCAAGCCCGCUUCUUUACAGUCCCGAUUUUGGAAGUCAUAGGGUUGGUAGAAUUGAAUCGGUACCACAUUUAAGCCUUGAUGGAUUUCAUUCCGGAAGAACUUCUUCUCCUCCGGAAUCGCCGACAGUACCCCGACAGCUGUCGGCACCUGUUACGUUAUUGCUCAAAAAGUUACAGAAUUCACCGCAGGUUGGAGUUGUUCACUUGAGUCUCCAAAAUGAUACCACUGGCUCGGUUUUAAGUUGGCAAAAUGACGUAUUUGUGGUGGCGGAACCAGGAGAACUGGCCGACAAGUUUCUGCAGAAUGUCAAAUACAGUCUGCUAUCAAUGUUAAAAGGUCGACGUAGAAAGUACACGUCAGCAAUUACCAAUAUCUCUAGUGUUUCUGAAUUGGUUGCCUGUCGGCCUUAUUUCCAAAUAGGUGGAGUUGUACAUCGUUACAUAGGACGCCAAACCCAAGUUAUGGAAGAUGACCAAGAAAUUGGGGCCUACAUGUUCCGCAGGACGGUUCCCUCUAUGCACUUAACUCCUGAAGAUGUUCGUUGGAUGGUUGGUGCUUGGAGAGACAGAAUAAUAAUAUGCACAUGUUUAUACGGUCCUUCACCAGCUCUAAUAAAGGCAUUCCUCGACUCCGGUGCUAAAGCUGUCAUAUGUCCAUCAUCAGAGCCCCAAGAAAUGCAGUUGACCACGUUUCACGGGUCAACUGAAUUCAACGAUUUGGACAACGGCAAGUUUGAACUCGGAGUAGAUGAAGGAGAUGAUGAAAUUACAGAACCCGUCAGCCCAGCAAGCGACUGGGAAGACAGUGAGACCGAUAAAAGUACCGAUAAAGGGAUGUUAGUUUGGGACGAUGACGAGGAGGAACUGUCCGUUUUCGUGUGCCAGCUGUACGAUUUGAUAUUUAUGAGUGGUGCUCGAGUUAACGUUGCUUUACAACAAGCUCUUGCAGCUCACCCAACAAUAAGGUAUUCGUGUCAUUUCCCUCGUGUACCUUAACCUUGUAACAUGAAUUACGUGACAUAUAUGUAAAAAAGACGAUUUAAAGAAUCGUAUAAUAGAGAAACUAUAGAAGAAGAGACUGUUUAUGUUGCGAGUGUGGUUCACUCCCUAAUGAUCCUUUUAAAUAUCUCA
Messenger RNA from Helianthus annuus (common sunflower), 4431 nucleotides. Its product is annotated as phospholipase A I. Gene Ontology annotation, cellular component: membrane. The transcript is spliced from 17 exons. NCBI's taxonomy places the organism in Eukaryota, Viridiplantae, Streptophyta, Magnoliopsida, Asterales, Asteraceae. Gene Ontology annotation, molecular function: glycerophospholipase activity; protein binding. Gene Ontology annotation, biological process: fatty acid metabolic process. The record is from RefSeq and is a predicted model, not a curated record.